CUCAAAAACAGCAACUGCAACAGAAACCUCUCGCUCUCGCUCGCUGGCUCCAAUUAGGCUUCUAUUAGGAGCAGCAUUGUUCCUCAAUUGCCCGUGUGAGUUUGUGCUUUGCUUUCCACCCUUCUCCCUGCCAAAGAAGAGGGAAAACCCAAAACAAAUAAAAAAAAGAAAAGAAAAGAAAAUGAAGCUCCCCUAGAAUCCCUGUUCUGCAGAGAGAAGCCACAACGGGAGACAACUACAAGUAGUGUGGCAGAGGGGGGAAGACAACUGCGGAGCACGUCGGCGCAAUUCAGUGCCAGCCAGGCAGCCCUAGGUGGCGUUGGUUGUGUUCGUUUAUGGGUUCCUCUCGCCUAUUUCUCUCCGUUGGACUGGCGGAGCGUUCUACGGUAUCCUCCUCCUGCCGACUGAAUCCCGUUGACGUUACUCUGAGAGAGAAAUAAGAGAGGGGGAACUAACAACUGCCGCAAGUAAACCAAAUCACCUUAUCCUAAACCACCACCACUCCCCCCUCCAAAAAAAAAAAAAAGAAAGAAAUUAUUGUGCUGUCGGUGAGAACAGAGGACAAUUUUUUUUUCCCCCUUUAUCUUCGUCUGUCGUUAACUCUGGCGGACAUAAGAGGAACCGAAGCGUUCCUCUUUUCUUCCCUGUAUUCUCGAUUAUUGGAUCGUUUGGGUUUCAAAUCCAAGAAAAAGAAAAGAAACCGGUUAAAGAUGCUGUGGAUUAUGAGAUUCUCGGGUUUUUUCUCCGCGGCCAUGGUGUGGAUAGUUCUAUCCCCCUCCCUGCAAUCUUCCCAACCCGCAGAAGCCAUUAGAUCCUCCCAUCUCGACUUCUACCUCCGAUUAUCCACCACCCAGAUUCCGCCUCCCUCUCCCGAUCGUUUCUCCUUCCGGAAAGCCCCUCAAUACCGCAAUGCGGACGCCUGCACCUUCAAUGUUGAUUCUACAUUGGGGGAGAUUGGCGUCUGCGAUCCCUCUUUAGUCCACGUAGCCAUUACCCUGGACGUCGAGUACCUCCGGGGAUCAAUUGCCGCCGUGCAUUCCAUUUUGCAGCACUCCAUGUGUCCCCAGACUAUAUUCUUCCACUUCUUGGUGUCGGAGCCCGGCCUUGAAAGCCUAGUCCGCUCCACUUUCCCUCAGUUGAAUUUCAAGGUUUAUUACUUCGAUCCCCAGAGGGUGCGGAGCCUGAUCUCCACCUCCGUCCGGCAAGCCCUGGAGCAGCCUCUGAACUACGCCAGGAACUAUUUGGCAGAACUUCUGGAGCCGUGCGUGCGGCGGGUCAUCUACCUGGACUCUGAUCUCAUCGUGGUCGAUGAUGUUUCCAAGCUCUGGUACACCAGCUUGGGGACGAAGACCAUCGGAGCCCCGGAGUACUGCCACGCCAACUUCAACAAGUACUUCACCGCAGCUUUCUGGUCGGACAGGAGAUUUUCGGACACGUUCUCCCGCCGGAAUCCCUGUUACUUCAACACGGGGGUCAUGGUGAUGGAUCUGGUCAAGUGGAGGCGGUUCGGGUACACCAAACAAAUAGAGAGGUGGAUGGAGAUCCAGAAGAUGAAUCGGAUCUACGAGCUGGGUUCACUGCCGCCAUUCUUGCUGGUGUUUGCGGGACACGUGGCGCCCAUAGAGCACAGGUGGAACCAGCACGGCUUGGGCGGGGAUAAUGUCAGGGGAAGCUGCCGGGACCUCCAUCCGGGUCCUGUCAGCCUUCUCCACUGGAGCGGGAGCGGGAAGCCGUGGCUGCGCCUCGACUCCAAGCGGCCGUGCCCGCUCGACUCCCUGUGGGCCCCGUACGACCUCUUCGGAAAUUCGUCGUGAAUUCCAACCCCAUAUUUUUAGAUUUUUUUGGUUUUCUUUUUGUACUCGCCGGUAAAUUCCUCGAUUCAACUGUUUUUUUCCACUUAUAUUUUUUUUUCCAAUCUUUAUUUUAUACUAUCGUCUCCUACAUAUAUUUUUUUUCUUUUUGGGUUUUGGUUUGAUUUUAUUCCUCUUCUCUUUUUUUUUUUUUAAAAAAAAAUAAUAAUUAACUCGCAGUAUUAGUAUGAUGAUGACUAUUAUUAUACGUUGAAGGGAGGCGUCCAGUUCCAUCUGGUAGUUUUGUCCUUGUGAAAAAAAUAAAAAUAAAAUAUUGGAGGGAAAGGGAUAUUCGGUUCAAUUCAUGUUUUUAGUUUUUGUACGCCAAAGAAUCAACCUGGUGGCGAAUUGGAAUUGGUUUUUGCGUUGAAUGGCGACAAUUUAAUGGUGUUGAUAUGUACUAAACAGACGUAGGAGUAUUAUAUAUUAUGCAUAGCUCUGUAACUCACCGGAAAAUCUUUUUAGUUGGGAUUUGAUCGGAUUGCUUUUACUUUGCACUUGUCAUAACUACCCUUCACUCUGGUUUAUCUUCAGGGAACAAUAAUAAAUAUUUAUGUGUAUUUGCAGCUAUCGGCUGCUGAUCUUCAAUUUGAA
Coffea eugenioides is the source of this 2444-nucleotide messenger RNA. RefSeq names its product probable galacturonosyltransferase-like 7. The transcript has a single exon. The record is from RefSeq and is a predicted model, not a curated record. Gene Ontology annotation, cellular component: Golgi apparatus. The coding region runs from base 711 to 1814 and encodes 367 amino acids. NCBI's taxonomy places the organism in Eukaryota, Viridiplantae, Streptophyta, Magnoliopsida, Gentianales, Rubiaceae. Gene Ontology annotation, molecular function: glycosyltransferase activity.